AAGCCCUUCAAUUUUUCUCGAUUUUCCACAAAUUCACUUCAAUAUCAUGUUCCUGCUGCGCGUUUAUCGUAUAUCCCCUACGGACCAGUAAGAAUUUGGUUCUCCGUGAAGCCAUGGGCCGAAAUAAGCAAACUCGGCCGCGUCGUUCUGUUGGAAUUCGUGGGAAGACAACUCCUAGGUCGGAAUUACAUGAUAAUGACCAUAUUAAUGAUGGUAGAGGUGAAAAAGGCAAUCUUGGUGUUGUUGAUGAUGAGGAACCAUUUUUAGUUGAAGUUGAUCAGUCCAAUUGGUCGUCCGAGGAACAUAUGGAUAUAUCAGAGAUUGUGUUGUCGGAUUUGAGCAUAAAGGAAGAAUUUUAUGGUUAUAGAUUAAGUAAUCAUGUUUUCGAGGGCUCGGGGUAUGUAUUGAGGUUGAGAUUGAGUGGAGUGAACCAGCAUCUUAGUAGGAUGAAAUUAGGGCAUUGGCCUGUUUUGCCUGCCGCGAGCAUUGUCGUGGAGCUUUUGGCGAAGCAUGUGAAUGAUGAGGGCAAGGAAGAAUGCCUUGUCAUGGUUUCGGGAAAUCUUGAUGGACCCGAUGAAGGUGUUUCCGGGCUUGCCCACUUAGCUAGUUUGAAGUUCUUGACAUUGAGGCCAGCAAUGGAAACAACUGUUUCGGAAGGGUUAUCGUCUGUUAGGAUUAGGGUGGAGAUUUUGAGGAAUGCAUUUGGUGCGUGUGAGUCUCUUCUUGAUAAUUCGAGACAAGUUUGGAAGAAGAGUAUGAAAAGCAUCAUGGCUUGGCUACGUCCGGAAGUUACAACUUCAGAGGCUAGAUAUGAGUAUAGCAUCAGAAGGGACAUAGAUGGGAGCUCAUCCUCUUCGAAGGAACACGCCAAACUUGAUGUUGCUAGUUUCUAUGAAGCCAUUAAGCCAUCAAAGGAUGAACCUAUGUUGGAUGACUAUCUUCCUAAUUUGGUUCCUGAGCUUAGACCAUAUCAACGACGCGCAGUUUAUUGGAUGUUACAGCGGGAGAAAGGCACUUAUGAACCUAGCAAAAGAAAUCCAUCUGUUUCUCCUCUAUGCAUGCCAUUGACUUUAAUAGAAAAUUCUGCUGCUGUAUACUACAAUCCAUUUAGUGGAAAUGUAUCCCUUCAUCCAGACACUUCCUUCAGUUACAUUUCUGGUGGAAUUCUAGCUGAGGAGAUGGGCUUGGGGAAAACAGUUGAGCUGCUUGCAUGUGUCUUUGCUCAUCAGGUGACAUCAACAGCAAUUGGAAGCUUGUCUAAUUCAGCGGAAGUUCAGGGGGACAUGAGAAAAGACCUUAAAAGAUUGAAGCGGGAGAGGGUUGAGUGUGUAUGUGGUUCUGUCAGUGAAAGCAUUAGAUACGAGGGAUUGUGGGUACAGUGUGAUGUUUGUGAUGCUUGGCAGCAUGCAGAUUGUGUUGGAUAUUCACCACAAAAACGCAAGAAACGGAUGGAGGAUUUUGAGCAAGACGGUGAGGAUUCAUCAGGAAAAUCCCAGAACCGUGCAAAAAGGAAAACCAACGAAGAAAUAGUUGAGAUGGAUGGGGUUUAUAUUUGCAGGGCGUGCACAGAACUAAUCCAAGCCAGUGAAGCACCUGUUUCAUCAGGGGCAACUCUUAUAGUAUGCCCUACCCCUAUAUUGCACCAAUGGCAUGCUGAAAUUAUACGACACACCAAACCUGGUUCAUUGAAAACAUGCAUAUACGAAGGCGCUAGAUCAAGUACUUUCUCGGAGAUACCUACCAUGGAUAUAAAUGAGCUUCUCAGUUCUGACAUUGUCUUGACAACCUAUGAUGUGCUCAAAGAAGACUUGUCACAUGAUUCUGAUAGACAUGAUGGUGAUCGCCGCUUUUUGAGAUUUGAGAAAAGAUUUCGGGUUAUUCCCACUCCUCUCACUAGGAUAUUAUGGUGGAGGAUAUGUUUAGAUGAAGCUCAAAUGGUGGAGAGUAAUGCUGCAGCAGCAACUGAAAUGGCACUAAGGUUACAUACAGUUCAUCGAUGGUGUAUAACUGGGACCCCCAUACAAAGGAGACUUGAUGAUUUGUAUGGGCUCUUGAGAUUCCUGAAAGCAAGCCCAUUCAAUGUUUUUAGGUGGUGGACUGAUGUAAUUUGUGAUCCGUACGAGAGGGGAGAUGAAGGAGCCAUGACAUUCACACACAGCUUUUUUAAACCACUAAUGUGGCGGUCAUCAAAAGAGCACGUUGCUGAAGAAUUGCAACUUCCUCUUCAAGAAGAAUGCAUAUCUUGGCUUUCUCUUUCACCAAUUGAGAAGCACUUCUACCAGAGGCAACAUGAAACUUGUGUGAAUGAUGCCCAUGUAUUCAUUCAAGAUCUGAAAGAUAAUAUUCAGAAGAAGAAACCACAAGGUACGGAAGUGUCUGACUCUUUAUCUGGUGUUAUCAUCACUAAUAUGGAUGCUGCAAAGCUAUUUAACUCACUUUUAAAGCUUCGACAAGCAUGUUGUCAUCCACAAGUGGGAAGUUCUGGCCUGCGUUCUUUACAACAGUCUCCCAUGACCAUGGAAGAGAUUCUGUUGGUUCUUGUAGGUAAGACCAAGGUAGAAGGAGAAGAAGAACUCCGAAAAGUAGUCGUUGCCCUCAAUGGCCUUGCUGGCAUAUCUAUUAUUGAGAAAGAUAUAUCUCAAGCUAUAUCAUUGUACAAAGAAGCACUUGCUUUAGCUGAAGAGCAUUCUGAAGACUUUCGUUUAGACCCUUUAUUAAAUAUUCACAUACACCAUAAUCUUGCCGAGAUACUACCAAAUGAUUCUGAUGGCUUGAAGAAUGUUCAAUCUGAUUCCCUUAUGGUGGAAGGGGUUAAAGAUGAUAUCCAGAACUCUUCUAGGAGUGAGAGUGAAUUGAUGGUAGUGCCAAAUUUGACCAUUAAGAAUCUAUCCAAUUCAUAUGUAGAGCCUGAGAGGCUACAUUUGAAAACAUCUUGUGAAAAUCUAAAGCAAAGGUACUUGUCUGCGUUUAAUUCGAAGUUGUACGUGGCUCAACAAGAAUUUAGGAAGUCACAUGAGCAGGUUUGCAAUGCGUUUACUGAGAAAAAAAAUCAGCAUACAACAUGGUGGUUAGAAGCCCUACACCAUAUUGAGCAAAACAAGGAUUUGUCAACCGAGUUCAUCCGGAAAACAGGAGAAGCUGUUGCUGGGACACUGAACACUAGUGCUUCAAGGGUUGCCUCCUGCUUCCACAGCAUAUCUGCUAUGAAGUAUUUCAUUCAAACGGGUUUAGACUCAUUGGAAGAUUCUAGGAGAAUUUUACUUGAUAGACUUUUGGAUAUUGAUCAAACAAUGGGCAAUCCCAGGAAGGAGGACAUAGAGCGUGUGAGAUACUGUCCAAAAUGUUAUGCUAAUUGUGAAGGUCCCAUGUGUGUUCACUGUGAGCUUGAUGACUUAUUUCAGAGGUACGAGGCCAGACUUUUUCGACUUCAUAAAGGAAAACAUGGGGAGGGAAUUACAUCUGCCGAGGAGGCUGUUAACCUGCAGAAGAAGAUGUCUGCUCUAAACCGGUUUUAUUCGACUUUGUCAAAAUCUAACAAGAAAUCGACUUCGUUGACUCAUGAAUCAGAAGACAAUGGAAAUAAGAGAGAUACACGAGAAAGAGUGCUAGUUUCAAAAUCUCCAUCUGACCUGGAGGUGGUGCUGGGCAUUAUAAAGAGCAACUCAAGAGGACUAUUAGAUAGAGAGGGCAUGUCAGCAGCAACAAAGCAACUUCUUCUUUUAGAGGGGAUGCGAAAGGAGUAUCCACAAGCAAGGUCUCUCGCAGUUGCUCAAGCUCAAGUUCUUCGUGCCUAUGAUGAACUUAACAUGGCAGCCUCUCGACUGCGCUUACGAGAAGAUGAUAAUGAUAAGUCUAUUGAUGCACUUGAUAUAGGGGAAUUGGUUACAGCAAAUGCUGAAUUUUCAAGUGAAAAGUUUGUGGCUUUGUCUUCUCUAUCCAGAGUAAAAGGGCAACUCCGCUAUUUGAAGGGUCUGGUGCAAUCUAAACAAAAAGGAGAAAGUACGAAUGACCAGGCAGCAGUGGCAAUUGGGGGAUCCAGAAGUUCUGAAGAAGAACAGGAUGAGAAUUCUAUGAGAAUUGAGGAUUCAUGUCCAGUUUGUCAUGAGAAACUCAAUAGCCAAAAGAUGGUUUUCCAAUGUGGCCAUCUCAUUUGCUGUAGAUGUUUGUUUGCCUUGACUGAGAAGAGAUCUGGUCGCCUCGGAAAACCUGUUACUAGCUGGAUAAUGUGUCCAACAUGUAGACGGCAGUCUGAUUGUAGAAAUAUUGCAUAUGCCGUUGAUGCCAAACCAGACAAGACUCCCUUUGCUAUCUCUAAGAAUUGUGAAGCUUCUAUUACCGUACAUGGUUCAUAUAGCACAAAGGUUGAAGCUGUGGCAAGAAGAAUUUUAUGGAUCAACUCAAAAAAUCCUGCUGCAAAGGUCCUUGUUUUUAGCAGUUGGAAUGAUGUCCUUGAUGUCUUGGAACAUGCAUUUGCCGCGAAUGGUAUUAGCCACAUACGAAUGAAAGGGGGAAGGGGAGCACAUGCAGCCAUAAACUAUUUCAGAGGGCACAACAGCAAUGCCCUAGGCAUGCCACCAGAAACCAAAACGGUUCAGGUUUUAUUGCUCUUGAUUCAACACGGAGCCAAUGGCCUCAACCUUCUAGAAGCAGAGCACGUGAUUCUCGUCGAGCCAUUACUGAAUCCAGCUGCAGAAGCACAAGCAAUCAGCAGGGUGCAUCGCAUCGGGCAGACCAAAAAGACCCUUGUCCAUCGUUUUAUAGUGAAGGACACUGUUGAAGAAAGCAUACACAGAGUGAACAAGGGCAGGAUGGGAAAUUCGCUCGUGAGCGGAAACAGAAAGAAUAAAGAUCACUCUGCUCUCACACUCAAAGACAUUGAGUCUUUGUUGUUCAGAGCUGCCCCGCCAUUUGCAGAUCCAGACCCGUCUGCUGGGAGUUUGACGCAUUUGCCCCCGUCGGUAGCUGCUGCUCUAGCAGCUGAGAAGAGGCUAGCUGCUGCUGCUCAGGAUGAUUCGUGAUCAGCCCAAUCAGGAAUGACAAUGGAUCGGGUAUGGAUCUGGAUCCUCAUUCGUCCGUUUACUCUCUUUUCAUCACUCGAUCCAUCCAUCACCAGGUACAUACAUCACCUAUCACCCAAUGUGUCAUUCCUCCGCAGGUGAAAUGGGUGCUACUUAGGGGAAA
Cuscuta campestris is the source of this 5181-nucleotide messenger RNA. Lineage: Eukaryota; Viridiplantae; Streptophyta; Magnoliopsida; Solanales; Convolvulaceae. The record is from the annotation of a GenBank genome assembly.